Messenger RNA from Staurois parvus, 321 nucleotides. NCBI's taxonomy places the organism in Eukaryota, Metazoa, Chordata, Amphibia, Anura, Ranidae. The record is from the annotation of a GenBank genome assembly.
AUGUAUGUGGAAUGGUUUGAUACAGUAAUGUUUUACUAUGUUAUUUUAGUGAAUUUAGUGAAUGUCACUUUUUGUCAUUUUCAAAUUUCCCACCGUUCCGUCCCCGUACUUCCCGACGUCGCAGGGGACGGAACCCAGAAGACAGAUGCCGGUAUCCGCCGGAGGACAUUACAGGGGACACUGCAGGAGGGACAUCGCGGGAGCGCAGGACAAGGUAAGAGAAGAACAGAUCCUGGAGCAGCGCCGCAUGGUAAGCCUGAGUGUAGCUCGGGGUUACCGUUUGUGCUACACUCGGGAAUACCGCCAGGGAGGCUACGGGAA